This is a messenger RNA of Salvia hispanica, 3964 nucleotides long. RefSeq lists its product as uncharacterized. NCBI's taxonomy places the organism in Eukaryota, Viridiplantae, Streptophyta, Magnoliopsida, Lamiales, Lamiaceae. Gene Ontology annotation, molecular function: small GTPase binding. Gene Ontology annotation, biological process: protein import into nucleus. The record is from RefSeq and is a predicted model, not a curated record.
AUAGAAUCAAUUACAUACACAGUGUAUAUAUAAAGAGAGAGAGGGAGAAGGAAAGAGGAAGAGAGAGAGGCGAUAGAAGAGCGCCAGCGCCACCCCACACAGAAAAACAACACACCAAAAACCCUAGAGAAUUAUCGCGGCGACUCGGGAAGAUGGACGCCGAGUCGACUCAGAUUCAGCAGGCGCAAUUGGCAGCUAUAUUGGGGGCGGACCCGGCCCCGUUCGAAACCCUGAUUUCUCAUCUGAUGUCUUCCUCCAACGACCAGCGAUCCCAGGCCGAGUCAGUCUUCAAUUUGAUUAAACAGAACGAUCCGAACUCGCUCGUGCUCAAACUCGGCCACCUUAUCUCAUCGUCCGUGCACCAGGAGGCGCGCGCCAUGGCCGCGAUUCUCCUGCGGAAGCAAUUGACCCGCGAUGACUCGUAUAUCUGGCCGAACCUCACCGAGUCCACUCGCUCCGCUGUUAAAAACCUCCUGUUGUCCUCACUCCAGAGCGAGGAGUCAAAAUCGAUUAUUAAGAAACUGUGCGAUACCGUCUCGGAACUUGCUUCUUCGCUCGUGCCGGAGAAUCAGUGGCCGGAAAUCCUGCCGUUUAUGUUUCAGUGCGUGACGUCUAGUGCUCCGAAGCUGCAGGAAUCCGCAUUCCUGAUGUUCUCACAACUGGCGCAAUUCAUCGGGGAAACGUUGAUUCCGUAUAUCACUGAUUUGCACACUGUUUUCCUCAACGUGUUGAAUAAUUCCUCCGAUUCAGAUGUGAAGAUUGCUGCGUUGAGUGCUGUCAUCAAUUUUAUUCAGUGCUUGACGAGCUCGAGCGAUCGCGAUAGGUUUCAGGAUUUGUUGCCAGCUAUGAUGAGGACAUUGACGGAGUCGCUGAACUCGGGGCAGGAGGCUACUGCGCAGGAGGCGUUGGAGCUGUUGAUUGAGUUGGCUGGGACGGAACCGAGGUUUUUGAGGAGGCAGAUUAUGGAUGUUGUUGGUGCUAUGUUGCAGAUUGCCGAAGCUGAGAGUUUGGAGGAAGGCACGCGUCAUUUAGCAAUUGAAUUUGUGAUUACAUUAGCGGAAGCAAGGGAAAGAGCACCUGGGAUGAUGCGCAAAUUGCCGCAGUUCAUUAGCAGGCUUUUUGCCAAUUUGAUGAAUAUGCUUUUGGAUGUGGAGGAUGAUCCUGCGUGGCACAGUGCAGAAGUCAAGGACGAGGAUGCAGGGGAGACAAGUAAUUAUAGUGUUGGGCAGGAAUGCUUAGAUAGGCUCUCUAUAGCGCUUGGUGGGAAUACAAUUGUCCCUGUGGCAUCCGCGCAGUUUCAAACGUGCUUUUCUUCUCCUGAGUGGCAGAAGCAUCACGCAGCACUCACUGCACUUGCACAGAUUGCAGAGGGUUGCUCCAAGGUGAUGGUUAAGGAUUUGGAACAUGUGGUGAGCAUGGUCUUGAAUUCCUUUCAACAUCCUCAUCCACGUGUGAGAUGGGCAGCAAUUAAUGCAAUCGGUCAGCUAUCAACAGACUUGGGUCCGGAUUUGCAAAUUCAGUUCCAUCAGCAUGUGCUGCCAGCUCUAGCUGCAGCUAUGGAUGAUUUCCAAAACCCUAGAGUACAGGCACAUGCAGCUUCAGCGGUUCUUAACUUCAGUGAAAACUGCACUCCAGAAAUUUUGACACCUUACUUAGAUGGGAUAGUGCACAAACUUCUUCUACUUCUUCAGAAUUCCAAGCAAAUGGUUCAGGAGGGUGCCUUAACUGCUUUAGCUUCGGUAGCUGAUUCAUCUCAGGAACACUUCCAGAAAUAUUAUGAUGCAGUUAUGCCUUACUUGAAAGUUAUCUUAGAGAAUGCCACAGAUAAGUCUAACCGCAUGCUUCGUGCAAAAGCUAUGGAGUGCAUCAGCUUGGUGGGGAUGGCUGUUGGGAAGGAGAAAUUCAAGGAGGAUGCUAAGCAGGUAAUGGGAGUGCUUAUGUCACUGCAAGGAUCACAAAUGGAGACCGAUGAUCCUACUACCAGUUACAUGCUACAAGCAUGGGCCAGACUUUGCAAGUGCUUGGGCCAGGAUUUCCUUCCUUAUAUGAGUGUGGUCAUGCCUCCUCUGCUUCAGUCUGCUCAGCUAAAGCCUGAUGUUAUCAUUACAUCUGCUGAUUCAGACAAUGAAAUUGAUGAAUCAGACGAUGAAAGCAUGGAGACCAUAACCCUUGGGGAUAAAAGAAUUGGGAUUAAGACUAGUGUCCUAGAGGAGAAGGCCACCGCUUGCAAUAUGUUGUGCUGCUAUGCUGAUGAGUUAAAGGAAGGUUUUUACCCAUGGAUCGAUCAGGUUGCCCCAACAUUGGUUCCUCUUUUGAAAUUUUAUUUCCAUGAAGAAGUCAGGAAGGCUGCUGUCUCAGCAAUGCCGGAGCUGUUGCGGUCUGCAAAACUGGCUGUCGAUAAAGGAAUUGCUCAGGGUCGUAAUGAGACUUAUGUUAAGCAGCUCUUAGACUUCAUUGUUCCUGCUUUAGUGGAAGCCUUACACAAGGAACCUGAUAUAGAGAUCUGUGCAAACAUGUUGGAUGCGCUGAACGAAUGUGUGCAGAUUUCAGGAUCUCUUUUAGACGAGAGCCAGGUUAGAAGCAUUGUGGAAGAGAUAAAACAGGUGAUCAUAGCUAGCUCAAGUAGAAAAAAGGAGAGAGCUGAGAGAGCCAAAGCUGAAGAUUUUGAUGAUGAGGAGGGAGAACUUCUUAAAGAGGAAAAUGAGCAAGAAGAAGAAGUAUUUGACCAAGUUGGUGAAAUAUUGGGAACUUUAAUUAAAACAUUCAAGGGCUCCUUCUUGCCAUUCUUUGAUGAAUUGUCAUCAUACCUGAUGCCUAUGUGGGGAAAGGACAAAUCGGCUGAAGAGAGAAGGAUUGCCAUUUGCAUCUUUGAUGAUGUAGCUGAGCAAUGCCGUGACUUAGCUCUGAAGUAUUAUGAUACAUAUCUGCCAUUCCUCUUGGAGGCAUGCAAUGAUGAAAACACAGAUGUCCGACAGGCUGCUGUAUAUGGACUCGGAGUGUGUGCUGAGUUUGGAAGUUCUGUGUUUAAACCACUUGUUGGAGAGGCUCUUUCGAGGCUCAAUGUAGUUAUUAGGCACCCAAAUGCUUUGCAGCCGGACAAUGUGAUGGCAUAUGAUAAUGCUGUUUCAGCUCUUGGAAAGAUAUGUCAGUAUCAUCGUGAUAGCAUUGAUUCAGCUCAGGUGGUUCCCGCCUGGUUGAAUUGUUUACCUAUAAAGGGUGAUGUUAUUGAGGCAAAAGCUGUUCACGACCAGCUUUGCUCAAUGGUUGAGAGGUCUGAUUUGGAACUUUUGGGGCCCAACAAUCAGCAUCUCCCGAAAAUUGUUUCUGUUUUUGCUGAGGUUCUCUGUACUGGCAAGGAUCUUGCCUCGGAGCAAACUGCCAGUCGAAUGGUAAAUUUGUUGAGGCAGCUACAACAGACACUGCCUCCAGCAACCCUGGCCUCUACAUGGUCGUCCUUGCAGCCUCAACAGCAGCUGGCAUUGCAGACAAUUCUCUCAACGUAGUGCUCGUGACUGAUGAUGCGUGUAGCAAUCGUUGAUUUCAUAUUGAGUUGUUGGUUGUGGUUUGUGCCGGUCAAGCCUUUGUUCGUCCAUUCUUUCUGAUGAGAGAGACGUUCCGCAUUCUUUUGCACAAGUUUUGGUCGAGCCCUCCAUUUCAACACGAAAUGGAGGAGAGUCUGUGGACUGUAUAUUACAAGAUCACCGGUGUUGCAUCCAAAAACAGGUGGAAUCCGGUGCUCUUUUAUUUAUUUGUGGGGUUUUGUGAACAUUUGUGCUAUUUGUGGAUUGCCAUAGAGGUAAUUCCUGUCUCAGUUUUGGUCAAAUAAUUCAUUUUUGUACUUUUAUUUUUGUUACAUCUGUGAUUGUUAAUAGUACAGGGAUUUGGCAAAAACAUUUUAUUUGUUGGAAUUCUUGUUUCCAAAAAGUCAUAUUUGUACUUGUAAUAUAUAUUCAUUUCUACAAUA